Messenger RNA from Andrographis paniculata, 2915 nucleotides. Its product is annotated as probable beta-D-xylosidase 6. Lineage: Eukaryota; Viridiplantae; Streptophyta; Magnoliopsida; Lamiales; Acanthaceae. The coding region runs from base 461 to 2806 and encodes 781 amino acids. The transcript has 7 exons. Gene Ontology annotation, cellular component: plant-type cell wall. The record is from RefSeq and is a predicted model, not a curated record. Gene Ontology annotation, biological process: arabinan catabolic process; xylan catabolic process. Gene Ontology annotation, molecular function: alpha-L-arabinofuranosidase activity; xylan 1,4-beta-xylosidase activity.
UUAAUAUCGACUCAGAGGUUCACAAUGGAGUGCAUAAAAAAUGCAGCACAGCGCAGAGGUACAAAAUAUUGAUAGGCAAUGGUGGAUUUGAAGCUGUUAUACCUACCACACUACACUUCCUGAAGGUCGAGUUGUGGCUAUGGCUGUGAAACUCCUAUCAGAUGCUUCAAUCCGAAGAGACAGCUCGUGAAUUUGGAAAUGAGGUUAAAUCGCCAGAAUUAUGCUUGGGAUGCUGUAAACUAUUUUUCAACCAUGGGCGGGUUGAGGUGAAUUGAUUUUGCCCUAAUUUUCGAUUCGAAUUUCAAAUUGAAUGAUUGAAUUGAGAGAGAACCUCACGGAUAGACAUUCUGUUUUCUCCAAUUCCGCAUUCGGUCUUCCCUUCUUCUCCAUCUUCUUCUUCAACUGACUUUGUCUCAACAUCGUCGUGCUUCACUCGGCUUCGUCUCCGACUGAACAUUAAAUGUAUGCUCAGUGGCCAUUCCUCUUCUUCCUGCUCUUCCUGCAGUUGAUCUCCUGUUGCCAGUGCAGUGUGCCGGCCGAUCAUCAAACACCAUGGCUACGCUACCCCUGCCGCCUGCCGAACCACAGCUCCUACCCCUUCUGCAACACCUCUCUGCCCAUUGAAGUCCGAGCUCGAUCGUUAGUCUCCCUCCUCACCCUCGACGAGAAAAUCCAGCAGCUCUCCAACAACGCCUCUGCCAUCGACCGGCUUGGUAUUCCACCAUAUGAGUGGUGGUCGGAGUCCCUCCAUGGAAUUGCCUCCAAUGGCCCUGGCGUCUCCUUCAAUGGAACUAUCAAAUCUGCCACUGGUUUCCCCCAGGUCCUUGUUGCUGCCGCCUCCUUCAACCGGACUCUGUGGUCAGCGAUUGCGUCGGCAAUUGCAGUGGAGGCGAAGGCGAUGCACAACUAUGGCCAAGCUGGGCUGACAUUUUGGGCCCCGAAUAUUAACAUUUUUCGUGAUCCGAGGUGGGGAAGAGGGCAGGAGACGCCCGGGGAGGAUCCCAUGGUGGUGUCAGCUUAUGCUGUUGCAUAUGUCAGAGCUUUCCAGGGGCAGCACAACAAGGCCGAUGUCAGGAGGCGAGUCUUGAGCGAGAGUGUGGAUUCGGAUGGAUUAAUGUUGUCUGCUUGUUGCAAGCAUUACACAGCCUACGAUUUGGAGAAAUGGCAGCAGUUCACCAGAUACAAUUUCAACGCCAUUGUAACCAAUCAGGACAUGGCCGAUACAUACCAGGUGCCGUUCAGGAGUUGCAUCGAGGAGGGCCGUGCCAGCUGCUUGAUGUGUUCGUACAAUUCUGUAAACGGUAUACCUGCCUGCGCCAACCACGGCCUCUUACAAAAAGCAAGAAAGGAUUGGAAUUUCCUAGGAUACAUCACCUCCGACUGCGAUGCUGUGGCGACGAUCUACGAGUACCAGAAUUUCACUAAAUCACCUGAGGAUGCCGUUGCAGCUGCUCUAAGAGCAGGAACUGACAUAAAUUGUGGCACUUACAUGUUGCGCCACAUGAGAUCUGCGAUCGAGAAGGAGAAGGUGUCCGAGGGAGAUGUAGAUGAAGCAUUGGUUAAUCUUUUCUCUGUUCAGCUCCGCCUCGGUCUCUUUGAUGGAGAAUCGAGAAAUCGUUUCGGGGGAUUAGGACCUCAAGAUGUAUGCACUGCAGAGCACCGGAAAUUGGCGCUCGAGGCAGCCAAACAAGGUAUCGUUCUUCUGAAAAACGACGAAAACCUCCUGCCCUUAAACAAGCAUCGAGUCUCCUCGCUAGCUGUUAUUGGACCUAUGGCUGAUUCAACCGAUCUUGGCGGCGGAUAUACAGGCGUUCCAUGCAACCCGAGAAGCAUUCUCGAUGGGCUCCGAGAUUACGUCAGCGAUGCCAAGCAUGCUGUUGGUUGUCGAGACACUCGUUGCAACUCGAGUGCCGGUUUUGCCGAAGCCGUCUAUGUAGCUAAACACGUCGACUAUGUGAUUGUUGUGGUCGGGUUGAAUUUAACUCAAGAAACCGAGGAUCAAGACAGAUACAGUCUUCUUCUGCCGGGUCUGCAGAUGGCGCUCGUCACCGCUAUCGCUGAAGUUAGCAAGAAACCGUUGAUAUUAGUUAUUACCGGCGGGGGGCCGGUUGAUGUCUCGUUUGCCGCCGGGCACCUACGCAUCGGUGGCAUUCUCUGGAUCGGUUACCCCGGAGAGACCGGUGGCGAAGCUCUCGCCGAAAUAAUAUUCGGACGCAAUAAUCCAGGUGGAAGACUACCCGUUACUUGGUAUCCGGAAUCGUUCGUCAGAGUCCCGAUGAAUGACAUGAACAUGCGACCGGAUCCGUCCCGUAAUUAUCCGGGAAGGACUCACCGGUUUUACACCGGAGAUACGGUGUACGGUUUCGGGCACGGUCUGAGUUACACGAGCUUCUCUUACAAACUUGCUUCGUCGGUUCCGGGAAAGUUACAGAUAAAGGAACUGAGUCGACGCAGAAGCACGCUGUACGACGAUCUCGACUAUAUCCUCAUCGAUGAAAUACGCGACUGCAGUUUGCUGAAGUUCGAGGUGCAAAUAUUGGUGUCGAACGAUGGAGAUGUCGAGGGGAGCGAAGUUGUUCUUCUGUAUACGAAAAUGUCGAAAAUCCUCCGAGGCUCGCCGCGGAGGCAGCUGAUCGGGUUCGAGCGGGUGCGUGUUUUGCCGAAACGAGUAGUGGCUGCGAGUUUCAACGUCGAUGUUUGUGAGCAUUUGAGCAUGGCGGAUGAGAAUGGGAGCAGAGUUAUGCCUCUCGGCGAUCAUAUUCUGAUGUCUGGGAAUAUAGAGCAUAUUAUUUCCAUUGGGUUUUGACAGGUAUUUUUUUUUUCUUGCAUUUGGAUUGAUUGACGAUUUGUGGGUUUGUUUGUUGGGACAUUUAUUUAUUUAUUUUUAUUUAAAAUUUUAGGUUAAAAAAAAUUGU